This is a messenger RNA of Mycotypha africana, 2152 nucleotides long. RefSeq lists its product as uncharacterized. Lineage: Eukaryota; Fungi; Mucoromycota; Mucoromycetes; Mucorales; Mycotyphaceae. The record is from RefSeq and is a predicted model, not a curated record. Gene Ontology annotation, molecular function: RNA binding. The coding region runs from base 212 to 2152 and encodes 646 amino acids. The transcript is spliced from 3 exons.
GUGUGAUUAUGAGUAUAUAUAUAUAUGUGUGUGUGUGUAUCCCUCCUUUAGAGCAAGAAUAGCAUUUCUGAGUCUAAAGAGAAAUUGCAUAAAAGCGUUGUCCAUGUAUAGAAAGCAGUUCAACAGGGUCUCACAAAAUGAACAGAAUACAAAUACAAAUAAAUCCUUUUUUUUUUCAAAACCUUAGCCGAGACAGCAUCAAGGUAAUGAAAUGCAAAAAGACAGUGACGUAUGGACAUGCGACAAGGGACUUGUCCUGCGCAUGGAUGCACGUCUUUAUUUUUCAUUUAGAUGUUUAUAUCACUCAAAUCAUCAUAAAGUGCAUACAACGCAUAAUAAUGAAACCGUCGCCAUGAUUGAUUACACGAAUCUAUAUAUUAAGAACCUCGAUGCAGACGUGACAAGCUAUGACUUAUUUAAACACUUUAGAGGCUUUGGUAAAAUCAUAUCAGCAAGAGUCAUGAAGGAAACAGCGACAGGUAUUUCCAAGGGAUAUGGAUUUGUCAGUUUUACCACGAUGGAAGAAGCGAGUGAAGCAUUAGAGCAAAUGAACGGCGUUUUAUUGAAUACCAAGCAUAUGAUCGUCACCUAUCAUACACAUAAAAAGCCACUCCAUCACCAUCAGAGCAGUCAUCACAAGCAGCAGCAGCAGCAGCAGCAUCAUCGUGCAUCACCACCACCACCACCACCCCCCUCCACCUAUCCCCAGCACCAUCUACAUCCUAUGAAUACCAGUCCUCCCACCCACGGUCAUCCGAUGGUGUCGAACCAUAGUAGUCAUAGUAAUAGUAGUAAAAACUCACAACACUCACCCCCCUACUCUGCUAAAAACCAUUAUCCACAGCACCCUCCUCAUCGCCACCACCCACACUAUCCGGCCUCUUCUUAUUCAUACCCAGCUUACCCACAUUAUCAGCCACACUACUAUGGCAGUAGUAAGAAUGAUGACAAUCCUUGGAAUGAGUCCAAUGGUCUUUGGAUGCAUUACACAAAGCCAACGCCGUCUUAUCCACCCCCCACCACCACGCCUGCUAUCCGUGUUUUGCCCUCCCACCCGAAAGGAAUGACCGUUGCUGACGAUGACAACCCCACGGCUACGAUGGGUGCUACUUUGCCUUUGCUUCCUCUUGGUUCACCCUCUCAACCGCCCUCACUGUCACCUCCACCACCCACAUCCUCAUCAAAGCAGCAGCAACAGCAGCAGCAGCAACAGCCUUACUAUUAUCCUACGACGGCUCCUGAUAACCUACUAUUAUUACACGACAACAGUAUUCAAAUCCAAAAAUUACGUGAAGCCAUCUCUCUUCAACUCAAAGCGUGCCAAAAAAAGGAUCUCGACGAUCUGGUGGAUUUGAUUCAAUCUUUGAAAAAACGCGAACUUUCACUUUGUUUAUUCAAUCCUUCUUUUCUAAGACAAAAGAUAGAGGAAGCCUAUGAAGCCCUUUAUUUAUUCCAAACAAACACGGAUGCGACGGUGGGUGAUGCAGCUGUGGGUGUUUCAUCCACCAACGACCACCACCACCACCACCACAACAACAACAACAACAACAACAGCAGCCACCAUCAGAGAACCAUGUUGACAGCGCAGCAUCAACAACAACAACAACAACCACCUCAGCAGAACGCAGCACAAACGCCUACGACCACACCCACGACCACAACGACAACGACAACGACCCAUACCUCUUCCUCCUCUCCCCAUCUCGUCUCCACCCAUACACACUAUUAUGAUCUCCAGUCUGUCCAUGCGAUUUUGGCUUCUUUAGAAGGGAUGACAUCCAAUAAGAAAAAGAGAAUCUUUGGCGACCUCUUUUUCCCCUAUGUCAAAGCAACGGGUGUCAAGCAUGCUCCAAAAGUAACCAUUCGGUUAUUAGACACCGUUCCAUUACAACAGUUGGCUUAUUGUAUGUUUGAAAAGCCAGAAUUGACUCGAAUGGCGUAUCAAGUGCAUGAAGAACUGUAUGCAAAGGAGGGUCAUCCUCAGGGUCCAUCUUCUCAGACCAAGAAGGACCCCCCUCCUCAGGGUAGCGGUACGGAGGCGGUGACGGUCGCUGCUCGUCCCUCCACCCUGAGCCAUGAGCGUAGUGGUAGUACAGACAGCCAACAACAACAACAACACACGUCAGAAAAUGAGAAGAACGGGGACAGAUAA